Molecule: messenger RNA, 3264 nt
Organism: Amyelois transitella
Lineage: Eukaryota; Metazoa; Arthropoda; Insecta; Lepidoptera; Pyralidae
Product: serine/arginine repetitive matrix protein 1
Exons: 7
Coding region: 106-3264 (1052 amino acids)
Source: RefSeq, a predicted model, not a curated record
CCGCGCAUCGAUGGGCUGACAUCACGCGCGCGACGAGCCCGUCACCACCAGUUUGUGGUGGGGGUUGCGGAGGCGGCGGCUGCGAUGCGCCGGCACUAGCGGCGGAUGGCGGCCAGCGGCGCGCCCGCGCGGACGCCGCGCCGCGGGCCCGCGCCCAUCGCCUCCUUCGACCACGACAACUCUGACGAGUCAAGUCCAGAAUCAAAGCAAGCAAUUCGGCUGCCCGAAAUUAGGGAGGACCCGUCGUGCUCGUCUGCCUCCAUCGCCGCUGGGGAUUCCCUGGCGCCUCCCGAACAGCGAGCACGGUCACACUCCACGCCGGCGGCGAGCGGCCUGCAGACGCCAGCCGCACCACGUAUCGAGUUCUCCCGCGCCUCCAGCUCGAGCCAUCAAGACUCGCGUGAUAGUUCACCUGAGCUCGCGCUAUUCGCUGGUACUACAAGUACGGGCGAAGACGCCCGCUCGCGAUUGGAACUCGGAUUUAGAGAAGACGGGGCUCUCGACCUUCGAUCGUCAACGGAAGAGCUAGCUUUUCUGGAACCUGCACCAGGAGAACCUCGAUCCGCGCCCCCACCUCCAUCUGCCGAGCGCCGCCACUCACGCAAGGAUAGCCAGGGCUCGGAGGCGGCUCUUCUGGCCGUCUCCGGCCGCACUAGUCGGCUUUCUAGUAUCGGCUCACAGUGUUCUGCUCACUCAGCAUUAUCAGGGUUCAGUCACGCCAGCCACGUGUCUCGUCUAUCCGUCGUGUCAGGAGUCUCUCGAUCUCCAUCGCCUCAUAGGAUGCUACUCGAGACCUCGUUUUGUGGACCAAAACCAAUCGAAACCGAUCCAGAAAUAUGUGCCGCAGCAGUCGAGGAGAGUUUGUUGGAAAUGGCCAAGUUGAGUUCUGCAACAGUGACGACGCCAGUUAUUCCUGUGACGGCGCCUGUCGACGCGCGCGACAGGCGAGAAGUUCGUACGGAAGUUACUGUGGAAAGAGCGAGUUCACGGACGCCCAGCAUCAACGUACGUCAGCCCAGCCAGCCAGUAGUGCCCAGCGUCCCCACAGCACCAACAGUCACUGUAACCAUUACUACUUCAUCGUCACCGAUUGCACAAUCGAUAACCACCGUAGCCAGUCCACCAUUAGAAGUCAUAGAUGGAGAUAAGCGUGAAAAGGAAUCAAAAAAUCGAGCGAAAGUGGAACGUCGCGCCAGAUCGCGAGACAGACGCGAGUCUCGGGAUCCCGAAGUUAAACGUAGCGCCAACCGCUCAAAAGACAUAAUUCGUAUUAGAUUAAAACCAGAUUCAGAGUAUGAGGACGAUGACGAUGAAGACGAGAGCGAACGAACACUCGUAGGAGGUGACCAACUUCGGAAACCCGCGUCACUAGCUCUGGGUAGCGCCGCGAGACCAUCGGAUGCGGCUAGAACCUCAAUCACUAGUGCGAAAAGUGCUCCAAAUGCGACGAGUCCAACACCUUCACGACAUCGCGGGACACGUGACAGUCGCACACCGUCGCCAGCUGGCCCAGUCGUCUCCAGAAAAUCCUCAUUUUGCUCAUUGUUUAAAUCACGUGAAACUAUCGCUUCACCAGAUUCUCCUUCUGAUGCUCUUCGCCGAAAGAAGAGUAUAACUGAUGGGCGGUCUCGUAGCAGAAGCCGCGAUCGCUCAGCCACUCCUACUUCAGCUGCCAAGAUUAGAGGGUCAGUCUUAUCUCUAUUCAAGACUCCACGAAAAAGUGCCACGUCACCGUCUCCGAGCUCUCGCGAUGGUUCGCCGGUAGUGCAACCACAACGGCAGAUCGUGCAGCCGGUUGUUGACAAACGACGAACUGAUAGACUAAAAUAUUACGAGGAUGCGAAAGAUGGCAUUAUACAUAUUCCAUUGCGCACGCCUCCUGACGAAUUAGAUGGAGCGGGCACGAGCGGCGUCGGCACGAGUGAAGUCAGCAACCACGCGGAGGUUGCAGGCGAAGUGACGCACCGAGAGGCGAGCCGGCCUUCGUCCGCGCCGGUCACAUCCACGCGUCCUGCCGCCCCGGCGACCACCGCACGACCCUCCACUACGGCCAGCACUGCAUGCCCGUCUUCGACAGCGGCCACUGCGCGCGUACCCUCAAAACCCGUUCAACGCACCGUUCUGCCCGAUGGGAGUAUCAUCAUUCCAUUACACUCUCCCACUGAGAAAAAAACUGAACAAUUUCCAGAAGUGGCAGUGGUAGAAAAGACGCUAGAGGACAAACACGAAACUAGUUGCGACAGUGUUCAAUCAACAUCGAAGAGUAUUGUCAGUCCUAGCACUAGUUGGCAGGAAUCGAAGCUUAUGACGAGCGAAGUGAAUACGGUCGCGCCAGUGGACACUGUUCCGGCGACGAAGGCUCAGUCCGAGCGGGCAAAGAGGAAGGAACGUAUAAUGUUUUCGACACACGUGGGCAGCCGAGACCAGGUGUUUAGCACGCAGUUCAGCAUUACUAAAACCCCGAGCGUCACCAGCGAAAUUUCAGAGUCGUUUCCAAGCUUUACCGAGCCGCAGGCCGAUGAAGUCCGGACGCCGACUCUCCGCGAUACCCACAUAACAUCGACGGAGCUCCCCACUCCGACUCCAGGGGAAGACAUCAAUGCAGGAAGCGUCGUCAGAGGGUCCAGUAUACCCAGUUUGCUGGACGCGGCGAGGGACUCCUCAGAGUCCGAGCCCAGUUCCGAGACCGCUCCUCCGAGAAGCGGCAACGAUGUUGAACAACGCGGACUUGUUGUGCAGGAGUCGUUCGAGGAGGAGCUGCCGUACGUGCCGACGACGCUGCCGCUGGAGCGCUCGCUGGCGCUGCCCAUGGUGCCGGUGCGCGAGCGCGGCGGCGUGCUGGUGGCGCCGCUGCGCCGCCCGCGCGCCGCCGCGCCGCGCCACUCGCUCGCUGGACCCGGCGUGCCCGGGCCGCCGCCGCUGCCGCAGCCGGGCGGGGCGGCGGGCGGCGCGGCGGGCGGGGCGGAGGGCGCGGGGAGCGCGGCCCGCAAGCUGCGCAUCAAGCUGCCGCGCGCGCGCACCGCCUCCGCGCCCGCGCGCGCGCGCGCCGCCAGCGACGGAUACGAGGGUCGAGCGAAGUCGGAGUGGAUCGACUUCGAAGAGGUCCCGGAGCGCCGCAAGCAGCCCACGCGGAUCCAGACGCUGCCCGCGCCCGCCGUUGGUCAGUCCGUCUGCCGGGGCUCCGGACUGGGCGAAUCAGGUUUUGCACGAAACGACGGCAACCUUUGCAGGGGAACCGAACCCAUUUUGGAUCAUGAUAAAUAA